This is a messenger RNA of Danaus plexippus (monarch butterfly), 2125 nucleotides long. RefSeq names its product neurogenic locus Notch protein-like. The transcript is spliced from 12 exons. The coding region runs from base 102 to 1328 and encodes 408 amino acids. The record is from RefSeq and is a predicted model, not a curated record. Lineage: Eukaryota; Metazoa; Arthropoda; Insecta; Lepidoptera; Nymphalidae. Gene Ontology annotation, molecular function: peptidase inhibitor activity.
UAAUGUUGGCUCUAUGUAUUAGUUUGCUGUACAAUUAUUCGGACAGUAGUGAGCGAGCCGAGCUGGGAGGUUGUCGUGUUGUUGUGUGAGGAUUUUGUGAAAUGAAGUGCUCUGUGGUAGCAUUUAUUUUGUGUUUAGCUACGUUUUGUAGAGGCGGUGUUAUAAAAUGCACCCCCGGUUCAAAAGACGAAACCUGUGUCACGGAUAAUUUCGGGAAAGAAUCGCUUGUCCGACAAAAACGUCAGGACAGUAUCGUUGAAGAGUGCAGCCCUAGGACUGAAUGGAAGAGCAAAUGUCACAGAUGUAUUUGUUCGGAUUCAGGACAAGCCCUGUGUUUCAAGAUCGAGGGAUGUCGCUCCGACAGUGGUGAACCUAUAAGAUGCAAGCCAGAAUCGAAGUUUUCUCGGGACUGCAAUAGUUGCUUGUGUACGAACAAUGGAAAUGUUAUAUGUACGCUGAAGGCUUGUUUGCCAUCACUUGUAAAAGAACAGGCAAGGAAUGACGUCAGCGACGAUACGAGGUUCAGAAGAUCGGUGGCACCGUCCAAACCGGUCGUGUGCGCGGCGAACCGAAUGUUCAUAAAAGACUGCAACACCUGCUGGUGCAAUGAGGACGGUACGAGCUUUUUCUGCACGCGAAAAGUCUGUGUCGAAGAACUACCCGAAGAAGUCUCGGAGCCGGUGAAAAUUCAUGAAAUUAACAGCACGUGCCGGCCUGAUGAAGUGUUUGAGCUGGACUGUAACACUUGCCGCUGUAACCCUGAUGGUUUGUCGUACUCUUGCACGAGACGAGCUUGUCCCAUUGGAGGGGAGGAACUGCCGUUGAGAAGGAAGACGAGAUCAACAUCGCAGCAAACAUCAAGAACCGCUGAAGUACCAAGAAUAGCUCAGUUAAUAAAGGGGACGCCGAAGAACUGCCAGCCGGGGCAGGAGUUCAGGAUGGAUUGCAACAAGUGUCUCUGUGAUAACGAGGGGCAGAACUUCUCGUGCACUCGUAUUGAUUGCGCCGCACUGAACAGCAACGGCAACGGAGGCACCAGGGUUAGGAGGGAGGUGUCGACACGCGAGGAGUCGGGUUGUACUCCGGGUAGCGUGUUCACGCAGGACUGCAACACGUGCCGCUGCACCGAGGACGGCGGACACGCCACUUGCACCCUCAAACAAUGCGUCAAACACGAUACAGGAUAUGAACUGAACCAGCCGGAAUCGGAUCCCAACUUCCGUUGCAACCCGGGCGAGCAGUUCAAGAGGGACUGCAACGACUGCACUUGCAGCGCUAACGGCCGAGGCGUGUUCUGUACACUUCGCAUCUGUGACUUUGAGAUAUAAAUGUUAAUAUCGUGCGAUGUAAUCUAUCAAACCCGUUUUAUUCUGACACAUCUGGAUUGUCCUUCGACCUUUGUUACUGGCGAUACUGGAUUAAUUGGAAUUAAUGUUUUUUUUUUGUACAAAAAUAUUCGUCUUUGAAUUCUGUCCAUUGCGUUUCAUUGAAAUAUGUUUUAUGUACAAUAUUAUCGUAUUGGAUUACAUCGUGUGAUGCUGAAGUCGGUUACAGACGGUUUUUUGUAAUCCAUGGGCCAUGGACAUAAAAGUAUUUAUAAUUCCUUCACUUAAUUUUGGAAAUCAUUAGUUUUUUUUUUAAUGAGAUUAAGGUAAUGCUUUGUUUCUUAUAAUGUCUUUAAUUUUUAGGUUAAGAUCAGAAAUCUAUUGUAGGUCUCUUCUAGAUUUAAAGUAAUUAUAUCAUCGAAAGCAAACGUUACGUUCAGGUAAGUUUUAUGGAAGCGUGAGUCUUGUAAGUAUGCGUGUUGAUUAAUAUUUUUUUUUUUUUUAUCAUCUCAUUUUAUUUACAUUCGUAAAUUCUAUAUCGCCUCGCCCUGUCUUCAUACUAAUACGUCAUUAUCUUAAAUAAAUACUCAUUUUUUUAAAUGAUUAUCUUUGUAGGUAGUGAAAUUUUUUACUUUACGUAGUUUUUGUACUUCUGUGAACUUGCGUCAGAGCUUCUCAAAUAUAUAAGCCGGAGAUUUCAAACAUUCUUUUAAAUAAUGUUGAAUUUUGAAAAGCUCUGAACUUGAAAAUAUGUUAUUAUGUGAAUUUUAUCACGAAACGAAUAAAGAUAAUGAAACUCA